GGGUGGCCGCACUAAAGCGGAAGGCUUUUCCACUGGUUGGAUGAAGGAACACUUCUUUAAUGUUUCAGACCCCGUGUUCAGCAUACCCUCGGCAUCGCAAAUAAUAUCUUCGGAUCAUAAUUGGCUGCCUGUUUUAAAUUCUGGGUGUCUGCGCGCUCUUGGGUUCAGCGGUAUGCUUUGAAGAGCACGCUGAUCACAGAUCAGAUUACACGCUUUGAUCGCGGCCACCCCCAUCCUUUGAUCUACCACAGAUUUUGUCCUCGAUUUGGGAGCUAGUUCGUCUGGAGUUGCGCAGGCGAGUACAUGAAGAGGGGGCAGAUAAUGUUUCUGAAUCAACUGCAGAACUUAGAGCAGAAAGACACCGACUGAAUCCACCCGCAGUAAACAACCUUAAUCAUAGAGGACUAUAUCGUUUUCUGUAUUGUCUGAGUCAGCUGGGAGCAGGUCACCCGUCAUGGGUGUUAAACUCCGUCUGCUAAACAUGCUCCUGAUGGGGUUCUGUCUGGUCCUGUCAGCAGCUGAGGAUCCCAGGGAAUGCAGGGAGCAGGAGUAUCAGGAUCCGUCAGGGAGCUGUGUGUCCUGCAAGCAGUGUGGCGCUGGACAGGAACUAUCAAAGGAGUGUGGCUUUGGCUUUGGGGAGGAUGCCCGCUGUGUGGCCUGCAGACCGGGCCGCUUCAGAGAGGACGGGGGGAAAGUGCAGAAGUGCAAGCCCUGCCUCACCUGCACCCUCAUCAACCGCCUGCAGAGGGAAAACUGCUCUGCCACCAGGAACACUGUGUGUGGGGACUGCCUGCCAGGGUUUUAUCGAAAGACAAAAUUGAGUGGUUUCCAGGAUAUGGAGUGCGUGGCCUGUGGAGAUCCACCUCCUCCUUAUGAACCCCACUGCAGCAGCCGGGUGAACCUGGUGCCCCUGCAGUCUGGGGUGGGCAGCCCCAGAGAUGUGGCCCUGGCUGCAGUGAUCUGCAGUGCGCUGGGCUCAGUCCUGCUGGCCCUACUGCUCCUCUGUGCCAUCUACUGCAGGAGACAGCUGCUGGAGAGCAAGCCUGCACUGGUCCGCUCUCAGGAUGGGCCCUACGGAGGGGCGGAGCUGUCAUGCUUCGACCGACGGCGGACCCACGAGCCGCCACACCGAGCCUGCUGUCACUGCCCCCAGGACCCCAGCCAAGCCUGCGGCCCAGUGCUGAUCCCCGCUAUGUGCUGUGAUGAGACCUGCAGUCUGGGCCAGAGUCGGGACACCAGCCCAUUCCAGUCCCAGGGAGGCCUCGUGGAGGGACCAUCAGACCCCUGUGUCCCGGGGUGCCUGGGGUCGCUGACAGGUUACCCUGGCAACGUGGCCGAGAUGUGGCCAUUCAGGCGAGACUUGCGAACCCCCGAGAGCUGGGACCCGUUACCGAGCAACUGCGGGCCGCCCCACCGGGACCAGGACCCCGGCCCGACCCACAGGGACCAGGACUCCGGCCCGACCCACAGGGACCAGGACCCCGGCCCGACCCACCGGGACCAGGACCCCGGCCCGCCCCACAGGGACCAGGACCCCGGCCCGACCCACAGGGACCAGGACCCCGGUCCAACCCCCCUGGAGUGCCCCUCAGCGUCUUCCUGA
Conger conger (European conger) is the source of this 1603-nucleotide messenger RNA. Its product is annotated as tumor necrosis factor receptor superfamily member 19-like. The record is from RefSeq and is a predicted model, not a curated record. NCBI's taxonomy places the organism in Eukaryota, Metazoa, Chordata, Actinopteri, Anguilliformes, Congridae. Gene Ontology annotation, biological process: positive regulation of canonical NF-kappaB signal transduction; positive regulation of JNK cascade. The transcript is spliced from 9 exons. The coding region runs from base 455 to 1603 and encodes 382 amino acids. Gene Ontology annotation, molecular function: protein binding; signaling receptor activity. Gene Ontology annotation, cellular component: plasma membrane.